AUGCCCAACAAAUCGGCUAUUCAUACCGGUCAAGCAAUCCAGUUAAGUCCCUCCCGCCAGCGGUUGCAGCCACAACAGCGUUGCAGAUCUGUACGUAUCUGUCUAUAUACUUAUCUAUCGCAAUUUCUUUCUUGCUUUCUCGUUCUGUUCAUAUCUAUCUAUCUAUCUAUCUAUCUAUCUAUCUAUCUAUCUAUCUAUCUAUGUUCAUAUCUUGUCCAGUCUGUUGAUAUCUAUCUAUCUAUCUAUCUAUCUAUCUAUCUAUCUAUCUAUCUAUCUAUGUUCAUAUCUUGUUCAUCUGUUAAUAUCUAUCUAUCUAUGUUCUAUCUUGUUAUCUAUCUAUCUAUCUAUCUAUCUAUCUAUCUAUCUAUCUAUCUAUGUUCAUAUCUUGUUCAGUCUGUUGAUAUCUAUCUAUCUAUCUAUCUAUCUAUCUAUCUAUCUAUCUAUGUUCAUAUCUUGUUCAGUUUGUUGAUAUCUAUCUAUCUAUCUAUCUAUCUAUCUAUCUAUCUAUCUAUCUAUCUAUCUAUCUAUCUAUCUAAUGUAUGUAUGGCCGUAUUUCUCCUCAUAUCAUCUUCCCAAGCCAUUCCAGUCUAUCCGUGA
This is a messenger RNA of Acanthosepion pharaonis, 597 nucleotides long. NCBI's taxonomy places the organism in Eukaryota, Metazoa, Mollusca, Cephalopoda, Sepiida, Sepiidae. The record is from the annotation of a GenBank genome assembly.